This is a messenger RNA of Diprion similis, 4770 nucleotides long. RefSeq names its product activating transcription factor 3-like (gene Atf3). Bases 176 to 994 code for a protein of 272 amino acids. NCBI's taxonomy places the organism in Eukaryota, Metazoa, Arthropoda, Insecta, Hymenoptera, Diprionidae. Gene Ontology annotation, biological process: regulation of transcription by RNA polymerase II. The transcript has 4 exons. Gene Ontology annotation, cellular component: nucleus. The record is from RefSeq and is a predicted model, not a curated record. Gene Ontology annotation, molecular function: RNA polymerase II cis-regulatory region sequence-specific DNA binding; DNA-binding transcription factor activity, RNA polymerase II-specific.
GGCAAGUGCUAAAAAUAGCUUGUAUAUAUCUAGGCCGGUUGCGGCCGCGAAUACUUUACAGUCGUGCGCCGGCAGCCGACGGGAGAAGGCCUAAGGUGGUCGUGUCUGAUACCUUGAAGUUAGCUCGAAGAUUAAAUGUGAGAAGCCGCUGUAAGGAGGAGAGAAAAAAAGAAAAAUGUAUAACUUGAACGUGAAUGUGAAUCCCAGCCCCGCCGCAGCUGCAGGUCUGCUUGGCGUCGCGGCGGCCGAGGUCACGCCAAGGACACCAGAAAUUUUGAAUUCUCUAAUCGCCAUGACCAAUCCCUUCGAGGGUUAUCCACACGAGCGAAACCGCGAGAGGGCGGAUUCUAGCAGCAGCAAUGAACCGAGCCCUCCAAGCGUUCAGCACACCUGUAGCCAACUCAUUAAAGAAGGUCUAAAGUUGACGUUACAAACGAAAAGACGGGCCAAUGGUAGCGGGGACGAGGGCAGGAAAAAAUCGAGAAAAGAAGAUGGUAGUGCAGACGAUGAAGAAGAUGACGAAGGAAGUAGCACUAGCGGUCGUGGUGGUGGAUUAACACCGGAGGACGAAGAGCGGCGUAGAAGAAGGCGAGAGCGCAAUAAAAUAGCAGCGACGAAAUGUCGGCUAAAAAAGCGUGAGAAAACGGUGAUACUCGUCCAAGAAUCGGAGGAAUUAGAGACCCAAAAUCACGAUUUAAAAUCACAGAUACAGGAACUUGAGACGCAGAGGCGCCGGUUAGUGGAAAUGCUGAGCGUUCACAGUCCAACGUGUCUGAAACAAGGUGGUGCUAACGAAAGUUCGUUUCAACAAUUUACCGAACCCUUACCUCUGCCCAGUUACCAAGAAAAUUUCGCCCAAUCCACCUUGAAUCAACCUCAAAACUGCGUCACGGAUUACCCCGUAAAAGUUGAAGGGUAUGAAAACUCUGGGCAGGAUUUUUACCGGCAAAACAGUCCUUAUAUACCUACGUCGGAUGCCGGUUGUACGGUUUAGUCCAAGAGUAUAGCGUGUCCACGUACCUUGGGGAGAGUGCUGCGUAUAUACUAGGAAAAAAUACAUGCAUUAAGGCGACAUGUAUGUACUUCUUUACCGGCUGAAAUUGCCCCAUCAAAUUACUGCAGAUUGUCGUAUGAUCUCACAAACGGAAAAGUGAAAUUGAUUUUUGUUAUUGCAUUCGGUCGAUCAAUUGCGGUGGGAUCUUUAUUGUAAUCGAGAAGAAAAAUAAUUAUUUCCAUGAGAAUGUCUAUACUGCUUGAUUGAGCGUUCUAACGAUUUUAACAAAGUUCAAACCGUUUAAUGCUUCAAAAGCCAAGUAAUUUUUAUGUAUCUAUUACGUGCAGAAUAUACGAACAUUAAUUUUUCUUUAAUGCUGACAAAGAUAAGAAGACAGUUUCGAAAACUGAAAAAUCGUAGUAUUGCAUUGCGGGCCAAGAUAAUAAAUUUUUUUUCACGAUUAUAACGAAUUUUUGUCUCAAAUAACAUCGUUAUUACCAAAUCAGUGAAUGUCAGAUGGUAAAUUUAUUCUAUAUUUUUAGUUUUGAUAUAUUUGCAAAAUUAUAUAGAGUUUUAGUUACCGACGAAUUAGAUAUCUUCCGUGAGUAUUGCAGCAUUACUUUAACAAGUCGUUCAAACUUCCUGCCAUGCUUCCGUUAUAUCUGGUUAAAUUUUUUAUUUCCCUUUCUCCGUUUUUUCAAAGAAAAAACAGAGAGAUAAAUUAUAAUAUAUGUAUGGAUUCGAUGCUUCGUUUUGCGCACUUUUUAACUCUUUCGACGAAACUUUGUAGGUAUAUAACUGAGUGAAUCACUUGAAUGAAUAGUGAUUUACCACUUAUAUAUUGUGAUAUCAGAGUUUUGAUUUCGUAAAAAGAGGGGUAAUUUAAAACGGCAGUUGUGAUAUAGUUGCGCCAAAACGUUAUUAUUAAUAUUAUUAAUAUUAUUAUUACUCUGACAUAUUAAAACGUUAUUUUAUACGAUAUGUAUCUACAAAAAAUGAUCAAAGUAGAUUUAUGUUACGAUUUUAGGUUUCGCCAAAUGCGAUUUUCAAUAUAUCUAAUUAUUGAUAAUAACUUCUCCGUUAAAGGUAAAAUGAACAAAAAAGAUCACUUUAUUUUUGAAGUUCGAAAGUUUCGGGUACAUUCAUUUUACAAAAGUAAGAAGAAAAUUAUUCAACUUUAUGUGACGAAGAGGAAACCAAUAUGAAGUUCUUUAUAAUCUACAAAACUAGUCUGACAAUUCUGAAAUGAUGAGUUAAUUAGUAAAAACUUCACUUUAAUCAUUUUAUGGAUCGUGCUCCUUGACUAAAAAAUAUAAAAAAACUUAAUGGAUUCAAGGCAACCUGAUUAUUCAAUAAUGAAAUUAUGGUCAAUUCUCACAAAGCGUGGAGGUCUAGCAACACGCAAUUGCUUAUUGUUAUUUGUUUCAUAAAAUUGAAGAAAACCUGUGCUUCUAACAAACUCACUUUUAUUUUGUUGAAAUACAAAUUCCUUUUCUUUAAAAUUGACCCUAAAUUUUCGAACUUUAGAUACAAGUGUCCUUUCAAGAUGAAAGGUAUCGAUUCAGAUUUAUAGGAACUUCAUGUACUUGAUGUCACUAGUGACAUAAGUAUUUUAUGAAUCGAAAUUUGAGAUUAAUAGCGAGCACUCUUUCCCUAUACUCUUAGAUUCAGCGGUAAGACUAUUCAUGUAUAAUAAUAUUUUUUAACUAUCGAGAUUCAUUUUAGCAUUUUUUUUUCUCCGAUUACUACCACUACAGUAAUGGCGUUUGAAAACUUGUUAUUUUUACUCGUAUUAUAAGAAUCGUUAAUUUUUUUUUGCAAUGAACUUUCACACAUUCCUUUGUAGUAAAUCUACUGUGACAUUCUAAAAGCUUUGACAUCGUAGAUAAAAUAAUGCGUUUUUUAGAUGUGCGAAUAUGAAGUUACGAUCAUCAUUAUAUUGAAAUAACAUUUGAAUAUAUUUCCUUUUGUCUGACAGUUGCAAAAACUAUACAUCGUGGCUAUUGUACGCAUUUGUGAACUAAAGCUAAUUGUUUUUCAAUUUUAAUUUUUUUAUUUUCAAAUGCCUUGCUGGGCGAAUAUAAACUACGAAUUGCGUGCUCAAUAGGGAAACCCGCAUUUGCAGACACACUUUUACGUACUAUGUGCUAUAUUAUUAUUUGGCUACCGAAGACUAACGUACUUUUUUGCACUACGAGUAUAAGUAUGUAUUUCAUAGAAUCUUGUCACUUGUAGUGAUAUGUAAAUGAUAUAAUUUCUACUUGCACAGUAAUCAUUUUACGUAAUCUUGCUUGUGUGACGUUGAUGCCAUUGUUGGUGAGUGAGCUCUAGUCGAAUAUAAUGUUAGCUGCAAGUUAAAAUGCGGCGUCGCAAUGAGUGAUUCGAAGAGGAUCUUGGAUCCAUUUUAGGAUUGAGUCGUUGAGGUCCAAACUAACAUAUUUCAAUAUCUAAAAAAUGCAUUUCUACGGACGUACAGAGGCCUAGCUUUUGAUGUUUCUUUUCAUAUUCAAUUAUGUAUGAAUGCUUGUUUGAAUGUAUGUAUACUUGUGGUGUAUGUGUGUUGAUUUUAGGAAUAAAUUUUUUUUCAGAUUGUUACUUUUAUAUUCGCGCAUCUGUGACAAGAAUUGCUGUAAUUAGUACGAGAGAGACGAGAAAUUUGGAAUCAAUCGUUUUAAGCGUACCAGUGCUGUGCAGAAAAUUAUCACGCAAGCAAUAUUUUAUCGAAAUAUAUUAUAUAUUUCUCGUUUCCAAUUAUCGAAGCUUAUUGAAGUAUACACCAGUGUAUAGAAAAUUUGUUGACACUUGAAUUCAAUAAUUAUUUUCUAAUGAAUCAAUUCAGCGUUCAAGAGAUACUUACAAUAAUUUUAAUAUUUAAUAAUUAUAGUGUAUAUAUGCACACACAUAUAAAUGUAUGUAUAUCAAUAUAUUAUAUAAUAUAUGUACACGUAUUUUAUAACCUGUCGAUAAUCAGUGAACAUUUACCGAUUUGAUUAAAUGUUAAGAGAACCACGUGCCUAACGAUAUACCUCAUUAUUACCGUGGGUAGCAGUUACCUUUUUUUAAAAUGUGUCUGUAACGCGAACAGAUUUCAGCUGGUUUAACCCUUGUCCCUUACUAAUUUUGCUACAUGUAUAAUAUAUAUACAUUCGAAUGUUUAAAGAAAGAUUUGGCAUUAUUUCUUUGAUUUGUACGAGGUACAUUCAUCGUUUAUGACAUCAAUUCAAAUACCCUCAACAUGUUGUCACGAUCAAGAAUUUGUCACUCUUGCUCUCACGAGAUUUUCUAUUCAAUGUUCAAACACCAUUAUUUGCAUAUGUGUUUUUUUUUAAAGAUAUAUUUACGGAGAAAAUAUGUUACGAGUUACAAACAGACUUUAAAUAAUGAUUAUUGAGCAUUCGCCUAAUUAAUUGGUUAAUUUCGUACUAGCGCAAUGCUUGUAGAGAAAAAAUUUUACACAAAAAAUAUAAACGAACGCAUAAAGUCCAAGGACUGGAUGCUUCCGUCAAAUGUUAUAACCAUUUAAUGGUAGAUUGAAAAUUUUUACCUUCAAUUUUAUCAAUGUUCUAAAUGACGUUGCAUUGCCUUUAGCAGGAGAUUUGAUAACUAUUUGGAGAUAGCUUAUUUUUCCUUAAAGGAAAUCUCCACGUAUGUCAAGAGUCUCAAAUAUGUUUUUGUUUUUUAAUGCUUCCUAGCUUUAAACUUCGUCUAAUAUAAUCUAUAAAUUGCCAAACCUUUUAUUCGAUUUGAUGAAAUAAAUUUAAUGAAAGGAAUAUAAA